Molecule: messenger RNA, 6081 nt
Organism: Carassius auratus (goldfish)
Lineage: Eukaryota; Metazoa; Chordata; Actinopteri; Cypriniformes; Cyprinidae
Product: sodium- and chloride-dependent creatine transporter 1-like
Exons: 13
Coding region: 855-2807 (650 amino acids)
Biological process (GO): nitrogen compound transport; amino acid transport; sodium ion transmembrane transport
Cellular component (GO): plasma membrane
Molecular function (GO): gamma-aminobutyric acid:sodium:chloride symporter activity
Source: RefSeq, a predicted model, not a curated record
AUCUCGCGCCGAGCUCCAGUGAGUAAGAAUCGCACUUGCUGUCUAGUGUGUAGUGUGUAGUAUACAGUGUGUAGUGUGCGGCGUACGUGAGCUUUCCAUUCCCUGUUUUCCUUAAGCGGGACAGAGGGGGAGGGUUGAGCUCCAAAUGACGUUACCGAGCCCGAUAAAACACCAAGCGGCUUCGCGCGGACGCAUAGACAGUCCGUCCGCGCGCACAGAGCGACAGCAGCAGCCGCACCUCCCGCAGACACCGAAUCGCGUCUCAUUCGUCAUACAUUCUUCGUGUUAAAUACCGACGACAACGAUGGUCUGAAGAGAUUUAGGCGAUCAAUUUGUGAAUGUAAUUCCAUUACAUUCAUCUGAUCAGCGCGCGUAAAGGCCGCUUUGGUUUCGCAGUCUCCUCAGUCGCCUUCUCUCUGAGAGAUUCACGUGCCCAUGCGAUUCUUCAGACUCACCUUUAAGUGUUUCGUGGAUUGUUUUUGAAGGUGCUGUUUCAAAUCGGUGUCUUUUUUCUUUCACGAUCUGUUAUUUAUUUUCCAAACGCGUUUUUUUAACGAAACAAACCAAUAAUAACCGUUGCCAAUUUCGCCGAGAGAAUCAAACUGCCAUCCCCUUGACCGUUUGACAUUGAAGAGAAACUGAAAAAAAUAAAUAAAACAUCCGUAAAGAAUAGCACUGCAGAUUUGAUUGAAUAAAAGGACAAAGGACCGUAUCCCGUGCACCUGGAGAAGAACAAAAGGGACAUCUUGGUGUGAAUAAAUAAAAUUGACUUAAUCCAAAAACAAAUAAUUAUUUUUGACUGCUGAUUUAAGCCCCUCUCGAGUCUCGUGAGGAGGUUCGUUUGCUUUGUUUACAUGAAGAUGGAUAAAUCCUCUCUGGACGCAGAAUGCUGCGCCCUGAACACGGUCCUGGUGGAGGAGAAGAAGGGCCAUCUCAUUCCCAAUGGAAGCGCGCAUCAAGGCGCCAACGGGACCCUCACCAUAUCAGCGGCUACAGGAGCCAUGUCGGCGGCGCAGAAGAAGCAGGCUUUACCCGAGCGAGAGACGUGGACCAGACAGAUGGACUUCAUGAUGUCCUGUGUGGGGUUCGCCGUGGGUCUGGGGAACGUCUGGCGCUUCCCGUACCUGUGCUACAAAAAUGGUGGAGGAGUGUUCCUCAUUCCCUAUGUGUUGUUCAUAUUUCUGGGAGGCAUUCCGAUAUUCUUCCUGGAGAUUGCGCUGGGUCAGUUUAUGAAGGCAGGAAGCAUCAAUGUGUGGAACAUUGCACCUCUUUUUAAAGGACUUGGCUUUGCCUCCAUGGUGAUUGUGUUUUUCUGUAACACGUACUACAUCAUGGUACUCGCCUGGGGUUUCUACUACUUCAUAAAGUCCCUCAGUUCCACGCUGCCCUGGUCCAGCUGUGACAACCCGUGGAACACCGAAAACUGCAUUGUGAACUUCCGCCACAACGAAUGCCACAACGGCACCAUUGGCAACUCCACAUUCGGGAACCGGACAUGUGAAGAACUUGCUAAUGGCCGUUCCCCUAUCAUUGAAUUCUGGGAGAACAAGGUUCUGAACAUCUCUGAUGGGCUGGAUGAGCCAGGAGUCAUAAACUGGGAACUGUUGCUGUGUCUUAUGGCUGUGUGGGUGAUGGUUUACUUCUGUGUGUGGAAGGGGGUGAAGUCAACAGGAAAGAUUGUGUAUGUCACUGCCACGUUCCCGUAUGUGGUCCUGAUUAUUCUCCUGGUGAGGGGCGUCACUCUUCCUGGUGCUUAUGAUGGGAUCAUGUACUAUGUCAAACCUGACUGGUCUAAGCUAGGAGAGGCACAGGUCUGGAUCGAUGCUGGUACUCAAAUCUUUUUCUCCUAUGCUAUCGGACUCGGAGCCCUCACGGCCCUCGGCAGCUAUAACCGAUUCAACAAUGACUGCUAUAAGGACGCUUUUGUUCUGGCUUUCAUUAAUAGUGGCACCAGUUUCUUUUCUGGUUUCGUGGUCUUCUCCAUCUUAGGUUUCAUGGCGUCUGAACAAGGUGUGGAUAUCUCUAAAGUGGCUGAAUCAGGCCCCGGUUUGGCGUUCAUAGCAUACCCUAAAGCCAUUUCUAUGAUGCCCAUGGCUCCGGUGUGGGCUGCCCUAUUCUUCAUCAUGCUGCUGCUGCUGGGACUGGACAGUCAGUUUGUUGGUGUUGAGGGUUUCGUAACUGGCAUUCUUGAUCUUUUCCCUGGAAAGUAUUACAUGCGCUAUAAGCGCGAAAUCGCUGUGGCGAUCUGCUGUUUAUUAUGCUUCAUUAUAGAUCUCUCCAUGGUUACACAGGGAGGGAUGUACGUCUUCCAGCUUUUUGACUACUACUCAGCCAGUGGAAUGACCCUACUCUGGCAAGCAUUCUGGGAAUGCGUGGUUGUCGCGUGGGUUUAUGGUGCUGACAGGUUCAUGGAUGAUAUUGCGCGUAUGAUCGGUUACCGGCCAUUCCCGUGGAUGAAAUGGUGCUGGUCCUUUAUAACUCCAUGUGUUUGCAUGGGUAUCUUCCUGUUUCAUCUACUGAACUACAAGCCUCUGACCUACAACAAUGUGUAUGUGUACCCGUGGUGGGGCGAGGUGAUCGGAUGGUGUCUGGCUCUCUCCUCCAUGCUCUGUAUCCCCGUUAGCGUUGUGUACAAGCUCUCUGCGGCCAAGGGAACAUUCAGAGAGCGUUGGGAAAAUCUGACCAAACCAGUGUGGGGAGCCCAUCACCUCGAAUACAUGGCCCCUGACACUGACAUUAAAAGCCUGGCCUCUCUGUCUCCUGGAACGGAGGAGAACAAGGUGAUCAUUUUUGAGAGUGUUAUGUAGAUUAAAGGGAAAUGCUACGACAACCCUCCUAAGGCAAGCUGGUUGAAGAAAUCUUCAGUAUUUUAUUUUUAUUUUUUGGGUCAUUUUAUGGAAUUCUGCAUCAUCUUACAGUCUUAAAACCUCUGAUGGAAAUUGACGGUUACAUUUUGUUUCGUACAACAGAUCCUCUAGCAUGCACAUUACCAGAUGCUCCUCCUCCUCCACCUGUUGAAACUGCAAACUAUAUACAUGAUUUAAAAGAAAAACAAUGUGCAAAGUUUAUUGCAGAUAUCAAGACUUGCAGGGUGAAAUCAGCAUGUCUUUGGAGGGGACAGUAUAGUGUAGUCUAUAACAUUAUUUCACAGAGCGGCAGAAUUCCCACAGGCCACUUUCCUGAACGUGAUAUGGGUCUCUUUGCACUGACAUGAGUAUCAAAUCUGAGCAAGAAGCACAUGGAUAAAAGGAAGAAAAAAAACGGUGGUGGUGGGGAUACAUGUUAUAAAUGCAUCCUUGACUAAAAGUGGCCCAAUACAGAUAAUAAUUAGUAAUUAACGUUUCCAAAUUCAUAUAAUCUCAUGCAUAUUUAAACUAAAAUAAUGUACGCUUCAAUAAACUGUUUAACUGAUCAGCAAAAACAGAUCUACCAAUCAAACUAAAUGUGUACAUUUUAUGCCAACAAGGCUACAUGUAGUUACCAAAUAUUGAGAUAUAAAUAUUGAAUAUUGUAGCUUGUGCUUGAUGUGUAUUUAUCUGAGACAGGUGACCUCAUUUCCUAGUGCAUGAUAUCACAACGUUUACUGUACGUGCCAAACGGAGCGUGACGUCCAUCUCUGCUCGGGCUUGUCAGGAGAUGGUUUCAGUUGCCAUAAAUAAAAUCAAUAACUUCCUAGUUCCGCUGAAAUGUACUUUGUGCUCCAUCUAUCCUGCACAUCAAGAGAUGCAUGCUUGGAAGCAUCUAGAGUUUUGAAUCCGACACAUGCAGGAUUUCAGACAUGGUGCUUAUGAACCUAAAGUUGCAUUUUGUCAAAGACUGAUUUGUCAACACGAAGCAUUCAUUUUUGACAGUGCAAUCAAUAAUUUAUCCAGUUUCACUCUGAAUAUCAUCACAUUAGUGAAUUACAACAGACUGCAAGCAACGUUUCCUGCAGACUUUGUUUACAAUUUUAGUUUCAGUUCUACAUUUUGAGUGCCAGUAUUAGUAGGCUCUCUGGAAAAAAAAAAUAUAGAUUUUAAAAAAGCCAGUGCAAAUAAAACAUAGUAUAGUUUCACAAAAAUGCAUAUUAUUUUAAAGAUUCCUAUAGCUUUGUCAAUCCAAUAUUCUACAGAUUGAAAGCAGGUUAUAGUGGGCAAUAUAACAGAUAAGUCAAAAGACAGAUUUUUGAAACCAAAUCCAUUUAGAUGCAGCAUUUUUUUUUUUUUUUUUUUUUUGCCAAUGUGCAGAAUACUGAGUCUCAGUGUAUGUUCUGCUGUAAAGGCUGUGACCGCAGGUGAACUAUAGACAUGUAGUUGCCAAACUUUGCCUUUAUUUGUCUUAAGUUGAGAACCCAUAGACAAAUAGCCAAGAUUAAACAAGACACACCAGCCUCAUUCCGACCUGUGGGAAUUCUGCCCUGUAGGAGAAUCAACUCAAACACUAAAUCAUUGUGACAUUAUAGAUGUAAUCAGAAUGUACAAAUUAGACUACAUAAUGUAAGGCCUCAGAAAAUAUUUGCACAUUGUUGUAAAAUCUGCUAGCACUUUUUUAAUCGUGUUAGAAAGCAUUUUCUUUUUUCUUCUUGUGAUUUACAUGCUGUAAAAUAAAUCAGAGAUUUAUUUUGUGAAGGCUUUUAUUUUGCUUAUAUGCAUAUAAAUAUAAAUACAUAUUGAUAAAUGUGUGCUAUAUUUUAACAUUUGAUGCUGUAUGUACUUUUGAUAAAGAUGAUAGCAUGGAGUGGGAAUUCUUAGUGAAAUGUUGCAAAGCAGUUGCCAGAAAGGAUACAAGAGAUAGCACACAAAAUUAUUUUAUUUAAAAUAUCAAGUGCUGCGGUUGUUAAAUGUUUUAGAUUGUGUGUGUAAAACUCCAGUAUUUUCUGCUGACCACCCAGAAUCCAGCUCGAUUUGGUUUUCAAUGAACAUUUAUAUUGGUGAAACCAUUUACCUUACCAGAGGCUAGAAGAACAGGUGGUUAUUUCAGCAAAAGGUGGCUCUACUAAAAACUGAUGCUAUUAUUUGAUUGGGUACCCACAUUUUUUCACCUGUGUUUUUGUUCCGAAUCACAUUGCAUUGUUUCUAUCGAUUCAAAAAAUGUUAUUUUAGAACUUUAAAAAAGUGUUUCCACAAGGUAUCAAAUAUAUCCAAAUGAAGUUGCUGUUUCGAAAGGCCAGCAGAUUAUGUAUUUAAAUUAUGAUCAUUCAGGGGUGCCAAAACUUUUGCAUAAAACUGUAUAAUUUUAUAUCUCACUGUAAAAUACCCAUAAACCAACAGUGGUUUGGGGGAAAACUGGAAUAUUUCCAUUUAAAAAUAAAUAAAAACCUUCCACAGUUUCCCCCUAAAUGGGUGUGUGUCUGUGUAUAUAUAGAUGUCCAUUUUAGUGGCACAUCCAUUCAUUCCCAUAGACCUGAUGCCUUUAUGACUGUCAGCAGUGAGAAUGAUCUAAGUGCCCCUCAGACAUCUGAGGACUAAGUUAACCUCCUCACCACUUCCAAUUUAGAGAUACUGGUUUACCAAAGGCCUUACUCGUUUACCCAUCAAACUAUUAAGUCCAAUUUGAGUUAAAGUAAUAUCUCACUCAAAAAAUUGCUAAUACUUUACACACUCUUGGGCCUUCCAAAAUAUGAGUUUGUUUCUUCAGGGAACAGAUUUGGAGAAAUGUAGCAUUACAUCAUUUGCUCACUAAUGGAUCCUCUGCAGUGAAUGGGUGCCGUCAGAAUGAGAGUCCAAACAGCUGAUGAAAACAUCACAGUAAUCCACACGACACCAGUCCAUCAAUUAAUGUCUUGUAAGUGAAAAGCUGUAUUAGUCAAAAACCAAUCCAUCAAGCCGUUUUUAACUUCGGUUUUACAAUUGUGAUGCUUUUAUCAGCUCUUUCUGCUCUUAUUCUGACGGCAUCUACACGUUGGAUGGCCUGUGGGUGAGCACGUUUUCAGCUAAAUAGUAUUUUUGUCAAACUGCAAACAAAAAAUCAGUCAAAUCGAACACAAAUUUUCAGCAUCAGAAAGAUUCAUUUCGUUCCGUCCGAAUAAGAGCCUGGGUUGGUCAGUAGAUAAAUUAUUAGAUAGUGAUUACAUGUAGAAAUGUUUAUCUAGAAAAAAAUGUU